UGACGCGACAGCAGCCGGCGUCGAGCAACCUGAGUGGCUGAGCCGGCUGCUGACAUCACGCAGCCCAGCCGUUGAUUUGGCGCUGUCUCCGAGGCUCCGGAGUGAGAGUCUCGACCAUGAGCGCCGAGCCACCGGAGCACAGACGGAGAUAGAGCUGCGCGCGGAGCGACGCAGGCGCUAGAGACGGAGGGGAGAGUGAGAGAGACAGUGAGAGAUAGACAGAGGGAGAGAAGUGCAGGGGAGCGGGAGCUGAACGGGGGGCUGUGUCAGGGACCGUUUCUCUGAGCAGCGACGUUGCCACCCAAUGCAGCCUCUGGUACUAUGGAAACUAAACCCCUGACCAAUGGAAAUAAUGGAGGCUACAAUGUGGCAGGUCACUAAGGGGCAUGAGAGGCUUGCCAGAGGCCGACGCCGUUGUGAGCUGGACCCAGCGCUGUUGAUGGGGACAUGGGCCUCCUCCUCAGGGCUUCCAGCACGCGCAACACGACAAGCCGCCACCUGGGUGACCAACGCACACGCCACCAGCACCACCACGACGACCACCACGGCAGCAGCCGAAGCAGCAGCAGCAGCAGCGCUCACAGGGACCCUGCGGGCUUCAGCCUCCUCUCUGGCGCCACGUCACCGCACGGCCCGCACCCAGCCCCAGCCGCAGCAGCACAGCCGGUCUCCAGCUCUUGGUAGACGCUCCAAGUAGCCUUCUCUCAUGAGGAUGUCUGAAACUGUCACUGUAAAAGAGACUCGCAACACUAUGAGAGGCCUGGAGACGGAGGAGAACCGCGCCGCGCCGGCCGUGGCUGUCGUCAUCGCCGCCGCCACCACCACCACCACCGCCGCCGCCGCCGCCUCCGCCAACGACGAGAACAUCCCCGACGGCGCCAACGUCAGCCCCACCAAGAGCGACGGCAGGGAGCCCCAGCCGCCGGCCGACGAGCCCGCGCCCACCUCGGAGGCUCCGCCCCAAGCCCAGGCUCCGGCUCCGCCCUUGUCCCAGCCGACGCCCCCCCUGCUCCCGCCUUCCCCCCAGCCCGGCAGGGACGCCAGCUGCAUCCCCGACAGGAACGACACUCAGCGGCAAACACCUGGACAGUCAGGAAAACGGGCCAAGUCUAACUCAAAGUUAAAGUUAGUUCGGAGCCUGGCUGUUUGCGAAGAGUCCUCCUCUCCCCCUUUUACCACUGAUCUGCCUGGAGAACACCAGGCUGAAAUUUCCAUCAAGCUGAGCCAAUCGUUAGACAAAGAGGAACCUCCGACCCCAACCAAGAAUGAGCAGGAGAAGGCCGGAGACAAGCAGGAGCGGCCCGAGAAGCUGACCAGGAAGCUGUUGUCUCGAGACUCGAGUCAGGAAUACACGGACUCCACAGGGAUUGAUCUCCACGAGUUCUUGGUGAACACGCUAAAAAACAACCCCAGGGACAGAAUGAUGCUGCUGAAGCUGGAACAGGACAUCCUCGACUUCAUCAGUAAUAACGAAAGCCAGAAGAGGAAGUUCCCUCCGAUGACCUCCUACCAUAGAAUGCUGUUGCACAGAGUCGCUGCGUACUUCGGCCUGGAUCACAAUGUCGAUCAGACCGGCAAAUCUGUCAUCAUCAACAAAACUAGCAAUACCAGAAUACCUGAUCAGAAGUUCUCGGAACACAUUAAAGAUGACAAGACGGAUGACUUCCAGAAACGCUACAUUCUCAAAAGGGACAACUCCAGCUCAGACAGGGAUGAAAACAUGAUGCGCAUGCGGCUGAAAGACGACCGAAGGAGCAAGUCCAUCGAGGAGCGUGAGGAGGAGUACCAGCGGGCAAGAGACAGGAUAUUCGCUCAAGAUGGUCAUGACGGCUUUGCACUCGAUAAAAGGAUACAAGAAGAUGACGUCUGCAACAGCACCCAGCAGAGACGCCAAGUAUUUAGGUUAAAGGACGGGCGCUCGGCCAACAGCCGCCAGAGCAGCUCGGAGAACGAGCCAAAGUACGGCGACCCGCGGCCGUGGAGCAGCACGGACUCGGACAGCUCCAACCGCAACCUCAGGCCGGCCAUGACCAAGGCCAGCAGCUUCAGCGGCAUCUCGGUGCUCAUGCGCGGGGACAGCUCCGCCAGCAGCAAGAGCAUGGGCCGCCUCUCCAAGACCGGUUCCGAGUCGUCUAGUAGCAUAGGCUCCUCUACGGGAUCGCUCUCCCGCUCCCAGCCGCCCUUCCCCGCCCCGCCGCCGCCGCCGCCGCCCAGCCAGCCGGCGGGCCACGGGGGGGCGGGGCCGGUGGCCUACCCGCUCCUCUGCACUAGUAGCUCCAUGUCGUACGAGGUGGGCCGGAGCGGAGCAGCGGCGGCGGCGGCCGUCGUGACUGCCCCGGCCCCGGCCCUGCCGCCUCCUCUGCCUCUUCCUCUGCCUCUUCCUCUUCCUUCUCUUCCUCCUCUUCCUCAACCGACGCAGCCACCGUCGCUACCGACCUCCACGACUAACACUACUAGCUACUAUUUGCUUCCGCUGGAAGCCGCAGGAAUACCCCCAGGCAGCAUCCUGGUCAACCCGCACACAGGCCAGCCCUUUGUCAACCCAGACGGCACGGCGGUGGUGUACAACCCUGGCCUGGCCUCCCAGCAGGGAAGGAGUCAGCAGUCCCACCCCCCUCUGUCCGCGCCGCCACCCCCCUCCGCCCAGCCCGGCCCCCACCAGCACCAGUCGGCCAACCACCUCCUCUCCCAGCCGGUCCGGUCCUUCCAGCCCUCCACUCAGCCUGUCCAGUACUCGACGGUCUCUUACACACCGCAGCUCCUCUCCGUCUCCCCUAACCAACCAUACACUGUGCAAGACAACCUGGGGCCCCAGUUCAGCCACAUGGGACUGGGCCGCCAGCCGUCGAGUGAGAGCCGGGAGGCACACACUGCCAUGUACCCCACCUCCGUGGUGCUCCAGGCCCCCCCGCAGCAGCAGCAGCAGCAGCCGCCGGCAGGCUACAUGGUGGCCCCGCCCCCAGGACAGUCUGUGGCGGGCCCCGCCUACUCCAACGCCGCCCCCCAAGCCGUCAACCAGCCCUCCAUGCAGCAGCAGCAGCAGCAGCAAGCGUACAUGCAACAACCCAUGCAGCAGAUGCCGGCCUGCUACUGUGCACCUGGACAGUACCCUCUUUCCAGCCAGCCGUACCGGCCGGUGGGCACGGUCCAGUACAGCGGCCCCCACAGCCAGACCAUCAACCCCUCCCAGCAGACAGGUUACCAAACUGUGAUGCCAAGCCAAGCGCAGAGCUACCCACAGAGUAUGAUGGCUGUACAACAGCCACAGGGUCAAAACAUGGUCAGCGGCCAGCACAGCAAUAUGGGAAAUCAGAUGCAAAGCAUGAUGGUCCAGUUUCCCAUGCAGUCUUAUCAGGUGUCCAUGCCCCAGGGGUCCCAGGCUGUGCCCCAGCAGUCCUACCAGCAGCCCAUCCUCAUCCCCAGCCAGUCCAACCAGGGCCCCAUGCCUGGCUCGGGUGUCCAGGUGUUCUACAGUGUUUUAACGCCCAGCCAACAGAACUCAAUGGGCUCCUCCGUGGGGUUCCUGCCCCCUCCCGGCUCGGAGCAGAUGCAGUUCCCGCGAGCCUCGUCGCCCUGCGCCCCCCAGCAGCAGCAGCACCCCACCCAGCAGUGCUCAGGUGUCCCCCCUCCCCCGGGCGGCGGCAUGGUGAUGAUGCAGCUGACGCUCCCCCACGGCCAGCAGCCCCGCCCCCACUCCCCCCCCCAGUGGAAGCACCACAAGUACUACAGUCUGGACCACCAGAGGAUGCCCAAGUCCGCGGAGCUUUCGUCCCUCGACACCUCGCAGAGCAGUCCCCAGCUGGGCAGCCCCGCCACCUCGCCCGCCCAGUCGCCCACGCCCACCCACCUGACCAAUGUGAAGAACCUCCGUCCUGGUCUGUCCUCCGCCCCGCUUAUGCCACAGUUCUCCCGACCCUUCCUGCCCGGCCACGGUGACACGCGGUACCCGCUGCUCGGGCAGCCCCUCCAGUACAACCCACAGAUCCGUCCCCCCCUCCUCCACGCGCCCCCGAUGAUGCCCGGCCACCAGGUACCAAUGGGAAUGAGACAUGGCGGUGGGCGCGGGAGGAAGCCGCCAAGGAAAGCUCUGUCCACCGAUCUCAGUUGAGCCGGCGCGUCCUGGAGGUGACCGAGCUGCCGCGAACACCAGGUGGGUGCCGGAGCGAGGGGGACCCCCAGGACCCCCUAGGCCCCGCCCAUCGCCACCACCACCACCGCCACCGCCACCACCACCGCCACCACCAGGAAUGUCGGCAAAGGGGCCGGUGGUGACCAACAUAAAUCCACCCCUCACGUCUCCCGCAAGUCCCCCGCACUCAGACUCGCUACGAGCAGGGCUCCUGGCCCAGCUGUCGUCGGUCCGGGGUGGACCGGCCCCCAAACACGGGGGGGCGCUGUGGUGGUGGUUGUUGUUGUUGUUGUUGUUGCAGCGGAACGGCAGCGACCAUCAACAGACCUCUGGCUUUAAAAACAAACAAACAAACAAACCUUUUUAAGGACAGUCGCGCCCCCUCCCCCUCCCGCCACCCCUCGGCCCAUGUCGCGCCCCCCACCGGUAGCCCGGCUCCGCGGUGGUCCUCCCAGCAUCCCUUGCGCUCCUCGUUGGUUUGUCGUAGGACGGGUUUGUUUUUACACUUGAUUUGUAGACUCUUUUUUGGGGAAUGUUAUGUCUUUGUAGAUCUGCGCAAAAAUUGGUGGACAUGAAAAACACAGCUGAAAAUGCACCAAUAUUCUGUUCCCCGUGCCCCUGCCUCAGCCCCCCAAAAACCCCAAAACAUGCCGUUAAUAUAUUUCUAAUUGAAAUCGCUUUCUGCCCUUGUCGAAGAAAGUAAUCGAACAUAUCAAAAGGCAAGUCUGGUUUUAUUUCCCCCUCUCCUUUUUUUUUCCUUUUUAAAAAUUGUUUUUGUUGCUUUAUAAAAUUAUAUUUUUGAAUUUGAGCUGAUGCUCGGUUCAAUGGCGGUGCCUGUGAAACGCCCGUCCUGUUCUGGAGUGUCUCUGCUGCCUCUCUUACACUCUGCUCUCGCUCUCUCUCUAAGCUAAGCUCCACCAAAGCCUUCCCAUCUCCCCAAGCCCAAACCCACAGGUGUGUGUGGGGAAGGGGGCAGGGUAUCCAAGUAUGACCCUCACUCAUACAUCACAAUAACGCCCAGACUCUUGUGGUCAGAACAACGCCACACACACACACACACACACACACACACACACACACACACACACACACACACACACACACACACACACACACACACACACACACACACACACACACACACACACACACACACACACACACACACACACACACCCCCCCUCUGCUACACAAUGGGUCUACUGUCGUGCCUUCUUUCCCGAGUCUACUGCUUUACUCUCCACAUAGACACACACGCAAAGGAAGACACCUGUCUGUGUAUGUAAAAGACCCGUUUAUUGUAAAUAAUUUAUAUAGUAGCUGAAGAAUCCAAUCACAGGCAACAUUAUACGUGUUGGUCACAGGCACAGGUGAGAAUGACGAUGGCUUUUUGGUUUUCUUCCUUGCCCUGGUUUUUAAUUUAAUUAAACAAAGUUCAACACAUAGGGAAAGAAAACACUCCACCACCCAAUGUUUUAUCUUGGCAAACCUCCGCUUUCAAAACUUUCCCAUCCACCUAUCUCGUCUUUCCCCAGUACAAGGCCAAUAGUGUCAAAUCUGUCAUCAGAAGGUCUUGCAUUAAACCUACUGGGUCACUGGAAAAUAAAAACAUUUGCACAUUUAUACAACAGAAUAUCUAUAUAUCUAUAUAUAUAUUUAUCUAUAGCUAUGUAUAGCUAUAGAUGUCUAUAAAUAUAGAUAUCUCACUUUCUUUUGUUCAUUUUGUUUCGCUCAAAGAAAAUGUGGAUUCUGAAAGGCUCUUCAAUGCUGGUGCAAGUCAUUUUUAUUUCAGUUUGAAAACCAAUAAAUGUUUACACCAAAUUAUGUGUUUUUUCCCAGACCAGGAAGGCCUUUCCAAAAGUCUCUCGCGAGAGUUCCAGCUAUAUUUGUCAAAAUCAAGUGCAAAGUUUUCUGUUUGAUGUUUAUCUGCGAUUAAAAUGUAUUUUCAUCAACACAACGAAA
Messenger RNA from Gadus morhua (Atlantic cod), 6091 nucleotides. RefSeq names its product R3H domain-containing protein 1. The transcript is spliced from 27 exons. Lineage: Eukaryota; Metazoa; Chordata; Actinopteri; Gadiformes; Gadidae. Gene Ontology annotation, molecular function: nucleic acid binding. The record is from RefSeq and is a predicted model, not a curated record. Bases 707 to 4108 code for a protein of 1133 amino acids.